AUGGUCAUCCGGAGUCUUUCCUGGGCACCGGCCUUGCCCGAGCGCUUCCGUUACACGCCGCUCCCCAGGCCACCAAGCAUUCGUCUCCUACAGGUUGAGAAGUACAACCCGACUGAUCCCCGGAUACGCUGCUGGGUAUACACCUGUCCGCUGGCGGAAGGCCUGCGGCCGCCUUUCGAUGCUCUGUCGUACUGCUGGAGCGGUGCCGUGAUCGACGAGGAUGAAGAAGAGAAUGGCGGACCACAAGGGCAGGACUUCUGGUACGAGAUCGAGGUCAACGGCACGUCGUGGAUGGUGAUGGACAGCUUGUACGAUGCGCUGCUCGCACGGAGCAGGUCCGGCGAUGGGGAGAGGCUGCUGUGGGUAGAUGCGUUGUGCAUCAAUCAGACGGAUGACGAAGAAAAGACAGAGCAGGUCGCGCUGAUGGGUGAGAUCUAUGCGGCCGCCAGCCGCGUCAUCGUGUGGCUCGGUGCUGACGGCUCGUAUGUGGAUGAGGUGGCGUACAUCCAUACCACGGUUGCGAACGCGUUGGAUCGGUUCAUAGACGAUCGGGGCGCCGAGGUCGCUUUCAAGAGUUCGCCGCAGGAUACUGCAUUUCUCGGAGCUCUCGGGCUGGACAUACAGCUGGAUGAAUGGUUUCGCAUAUGGCGGGCGUAUUUUCACUUCUUCCGCACUAGGCGCUGGUUCUUCAGGGCUUGGAUUGUUCAGGAGGUGGUGCUGGCAAGAGAGGUCCAGGUCCGCUGCGGUGACAAGGUAAUUCCGUGGGAGGCAUUCAUCUCGCUCGGUAGGUUCAUCUUGUAUAGCGGAUGGGUACAGGUGCUCGCCCCAAUCGAGCAAAAGCUCAAAUUCGCCGGUAUCAACGAGCUGAAUACCAUUUGGUCCAUGCAGAUGGACUUUCGCUCCGGAGGGCCAUGGUCGCUCGGAUUCCGGCAGACUCAGCAACAUCUGAGCGGGGCUCAAACGGAUUCGGAAUUCUGGUACUGGUAUCUGCUUCGGGUGUUGGACAAUGUUCGCGGCCAACUGGCGACAAAUCCAAGAGACAAAGUAUACUGCAUCCUGGGAAUGACAUCAAAAUUCCUACCAACGGGGAUACCAUCACCAAUCCGACCGGACUAUUCUCAGGACCUGCAGACGGCGGAUAUGUUCGCCGAUGUGGCUAGGUUGAUCCUAGACCGUCUGCCAAAUUUGGGAUUUCUUGCUCUGGCGGAAGACCAGACGGAAAGGAGUUUCUCGAACCUCCCUUCCUGGGUGCCUGACUGGAGCGUGCCCGGUUCAAACCAUGGCCACCUUUCUUGGGCUCAGGUAAGCGAUAUGCCCAUCUACAAUGCCUCAAGAGUCGAAACUGUACAGGGCCGACCGUGGACGAUGCGAGGCGCCACUCUUUAUUUGCAGGGUUCUCCUUUGGAUAUCAUUGCUUCGGUUUCGGAACCGGUAGGACUGAUGGUAACCACGCACUGGAUACAGUCUUGUCUGAGGAUUUGUGAGAUGUUGCCCGAGAGGUACGCAUAUACUGGCCAAGGCCGUAUCGAAGCGCUUUGGAGAACACUCAUUGCGGACGAGUUUGAAGGCAGACAUCCUGCACCACCCGAGGCAGCAUCCAACUUUCGAGACUGGGCAUCGAUUGUUCUCGCCCUGGGCCUUCAUACACGCAGCUCAAAUGACCAAAACCCGGGACCAUACCUGGACGAGCUAUCGAUCCUGGACAAAUUUUCGCGAGCCGAAGAAGAACUACUCCCGACCAAGGACCAAGUCGUCAAGAAAGCGAAUAAGAUCAGCACGGCGUUGGAAACGAUUCAGAUCGACGAGGAGCUCCUGGAUUUUGUGACGAAAGGCGACGGAGCAGCCAUGCCAUACGGUUCACGGCUCGGUGCGACUGGUGGGUCCCGUCGACUGUAUGUGACGGCUGGUGGGUGUCUAGGAAUCGGGCCUGGCUCCAUGGAAGAGGGCGAUGCUGUGUGGCUUAUUCGUGGAGCUAGAGUACCGUUCGUGCUGCGCAAGUGUCGAGAGCUGCAGGCGAUGCAGCUGCUUGGGGAGACAUAUGUCCACGGCUUCAUGCACGGGGAGAUGGUCGAUGCUGUGGGGGGCGACGUGGCCGAAGUGGCUAUUGUGUGA
Molecule: messenger RNA, 2112 nt
Organism: Diplodia corticola
Lineage: Eukaryota; Fungi; Ascomycota; Dothideomycetes; Botryosphaeriales; Botryosphaeriaceae
Product: chitin recognition protein
Exons: 1
Coding region: 1-2112 (703 amino acids)
Source: RefSeq, a predicted model, not a curated record